AAGUGAGACAGAAGUUCAAAAAGCGAGAGAUUGUGGCGUAGCUGAAAAUACAACUUCCUGUUAAGACGCCUUUAGUGCUUCACUGAAGGUGAGAGUGUUCCUGACACUGCUCCGUCUGUCAAGCACAAACACAAGCUUGAGAACGCCGGGGCAUAAAACACGCAGGAAACUGUGACGACUGAUUAGAUAAAACAAAAGAAAGCGACUUAUGGUGUCUUAGAAGAGGCCUUUUACACCCCGUUAUGGCAAAGUUCCAUGGACCAAGGUUUUUAUUCCUGGUCCUGGCAGGAUUAGUGUUAUGUAAGCAGGGUCACACAGAGACAAGUUCUAAUUCUUCCACGCAAUCAACACCUACAGUCACCACAACAGUUUCCCUAGCUUCCACUCAAGGUACCGCAGAUGACAAAAAUGGACCAGAAAACUCAAGCGCAAGCACCUCUGACUCCUCACGCACUUCCUCCACCAUGAACACAAUCUCACCCACACUCACAACCAGCACAACAACAGAGAAUUACAUGACAGGCUUACCCACAAGCACCCCCUUGCAUCAACACCCAAAUACAACCGUAACCGUGACUACAGCAGAAAACAUGAAAGCGAGCACCUCUGACUCCUCACGCACUUCCUCCACCAUGAACACAAUCUCACCCCCACUCACAACCAGCACAACAACAGACAAUGACGACACAGGCACACCCGCACGCAACUCCAGCCAUUCAAACAAAACCACAGCUGGAGCAGUAACAGACAAUUACACAACAGGCUUUCCUCCAAGCACCACCGAGCAUCAACACCAAUCACACACAACUUCGAAUGAACGAGAAAACAUGAACACAAGCACCUCUGACUCCGCACGCAAUUCCUCCACCAUGAACACAACCUCACCCCCACCCCCACUCACACCCAACACAACAACAGACAAUGACGACACAGGCACACCCGCACGCAACACCAGCCAUUCAAACAAAACCACAGCUGGAGCAGUAGCAGAGAUGAACAUAACAGGCUUUCCUCCAAGCACCACCGAGCAUCAACACCAAUCACACACAACUUCAAACGAACGAGAGAAUUACACGACAGGCUUACCCACAAGCACCCCCUUGCAUCAACACCAAUCACAAACCACCUUGAAAGAACGAGUAACAGACAUUUACACGACAGGCUUACCCACAAUCACCACCGAGCAUCAACACCAAUCACACACAACUUUGAAUGCAACAGUAGCAGACAAUAACACAACAACCUUGCUCCCAAACACCACCAAGCAUCAACACUCACAUGCAACCGUAACCGUGACUACAGCAGAAAUCGUAAGCGCAAGCACCUCUGACUCCUCACGCACUUCCUCCACCAUGAACACAACCCCACCCCCACUCACAACCAGCACAACAACAGACAAUAACGACACAGGCACACCCGCACGCAACACCAGCCAUUCAAACAAAACCACAGCUGGAGCAGAAAACAUGAACACAAGCACCUCUGACUCCGCACGCAAUUCCUCCACCAUGAACACAACCUCACCCCCACCCCCACUCACACCCAGCACAACAACAGACAAUAACGACACAGGCACACCCGCACGCAACACCAGCCAUUCAAACAAAACCACAGCUGGAGCAGAGAAUUACACGACAGGCUUACCCACAAGCACCCCCUUGCAUCAACACCAAUCACAAACCACCUUGAAAGAACGAGUAACAGACAUUUACACGACAGGCUUACCCACAAUCACCACCAAGCAUCAACACCAAUCACACACAACUUUGAAUACAACAGUAGCAGACAAUAACACAACAACCUUGCUCCCAAACACCACCAAGCAUCAACACUCACAUGCAACCGUAACCGUGACUACAGCAGAAAUCGUAAGCGCAAGCACCUCUGACUCCUCACGCAACUCCUCCACCAUGAACACAACCUCACCCCCACUCACAACCAGCACAACAACAGAGACAUCCCUCAAGUGCAGCUACACCCUCGAAGAAGAAAACGAUACUGUGACAGUGAAAAUUAACAAGAAUGACUCAGCAGUCAAAUACAAGAUUAAAUUCACAGACACAUCAGAUGGAAGCAGUACAAAAACAUGGCCAGAAGAGUCUUUCCCAAUAUCACUUAAAUCAUUUAAGCCUUGCCAAAAUUACAAUGUCACUUUUGAUCCUCCCUGUAACCCCAUGACUGGAUUUUUUAAAACAAGAGAAUUAGUUGACUCAGAUGUAAGCCACACGUUGAACAUAACUGGGGCAAAAGUACAAGUGUGUUUUGAGACCAAAUGGAAUUUGAGUGAAUGUGUUGAUCUCAAUACCAGUGACUCCUGCACUGGCUAUAGUGUGACUUUUAAAGGAGAUCCCUGCAAGAAAUCUAUCCCUUUCACAAUUCCCCCAGUAAAGCCUGUUAUUAAUUAUACAAACGAGUUCCCUACGAAAUUACGUUGGGACAAUCAGCCUUCAAACUGCCUAAAAGACCUCACAUACAACUGCAAUGGUUUGACAGUUGCAGAUUUUGAAGAUUUGAAACCUUUUCAUGAUUAUGAAUGCACUGGGACAUAUGAUUAUGAGAGUGGAACAAUUACAAGUGAUCCCAUCCGAGUUAAGAUUGAUUGUGAUAUAGUGAAUGAGCCCAGUCUCUCUGUAAGUCAUAAUAGCAUUCAUGCAUCCUGGCAAUUGGAUAGCCAGAACUGUCCAUCGAUCACCACAGACUUCACCUGGAAAGUAACAUGUAAAAAUGGUUCCACCAGCUCUUUAAAAGGGCACUGUACUAAGAACUCCUGUGAAUUUUCUAAUUUGAAAAGUUUUACUGAAUAUACUUGUGAGUUUGAAGCAGCUUAUGAAAACAAACCAUUUAACACCACUACCAAAACCCCAAAAACCUGGCCUGGACAACCGUCUUUCACAAAAGGUCCAACAAAAAAAGAGGAAAGCCAUAAUGCUUUCAAAGUGAGCUGUUCAAUCGACAAUUGGAAUGGUGAUCCGGGAAAGAUCUUCGCAGAGCUCUACAUUAAUCAUAAUCUGCAAGAGAAUAAAACAGACUGCAAUGGAAAAAUUUGUGAUUUUCUUUUCACAAACCUCUACUACUCAACACAAUAUAAAAUUAAGGUGUAUGCCCAAAAUGGUCAUGGGAACAGAACAGUUAUCCUUGAUAUGGAUCAUUCCACUAAAUACAAUGACAAAGCCGUUAUUGGAUUCCUGGCCUUUCUCAUUGUUCUCACAUCUGUUGCACUGCUGUUUGUCCUCUACAAAAUCUAUCUUUUAAAGAGAGAGAAGUCAAGCAGGAAUGACCAAGAACUGGAUGACCUUCUUCCUACAAAUGCACUGCUCCGGGUGGAACCCAUGAGUGCUGAAGCGCUGCUGGAGGCCUACAAGAAGAAGAGGGCUGACGAAGGACGUCUGUUCAUGGAGGAAUUUCAGAGUGUUCCACGUAUUUUCUCCAACUACUCGGUCAGAGAGGCCAAAAAACCAGAAAACCAACCCAAGAAUCGCUAUGUUGACAUUCUUCCCUAUGAUUAUAAUCGUGUUACUCUCUCUCAUGGAGGAACAGAUUACAUCAACGCCAGUUUUAUUGAGGGUUACAAGGAGUCCAACAAAUACAUUGCAGCCCAAGGACCCAAGGAAGAGACAGUUGGAGAUUUCUGGGCAAUGAUCUGGGAGCAAAAGACUUCGAUUAUUGUCAUGGUAACCCGUUGUGAAGAAGGAAACAAGAACAAAUGCGCUCAGUACUGGCCAUCAAUGGAGAGAGAAACAGAGAUUUUUGAGGAUUUGGUUGUGAAAAUCAAGGGAGAGGAAAACUGCCCGGAUUACAUAAUUCGCCACCUGACCCUGAUGAAUCGGAAAGAGAAGGCAGCGGAAAGAGAAGUCACUCACAUCCAGUUCACGAGCUGGCCUGACCAUGGUGUCCCCUCUGAUCCUGGCCUGCUCCUUAAACUCCGCCGCAGAGUCAAUUCCUUUAAAAACUUCUUCAGUGGUCCCAUCGUCGUUCACUGCAGCGCUGGAGUUGGACGCACAGGGACCUACAUCGGCAUCGAUGCCAUGAUUGAGAGUCUGGAGGCAGAAGGACGUGUGGACAUUUAUGGAUAUGUGGUCAAACUUCGCCGUCAAAGAUGCCUCAUGGUCCAAGUUGAGGCCCAGUAUGUGCUCAUCCACAUGGCGCUGAUCGAGUACAGUCAGUUUGGCGAGACAGAAAUGUCACUCGCAGAUUUCCACUCAGAGGUCAAUACACUCAGACAGAAGGAGGGAAAUGAGACAUCUUUAAUGGACCUGGAGUUUCAGAAACUUCCAAAAUUCAGAAACUACAGGGCGUCCAACACGGCGCGGACUGAGGAGAAUAAUAAGAAAAACCGCUCGUCUAUCGUGCCAUAUGACUUCAACCGAGUCCCAAUUAAAGUGGACGACGAAGCCAGUCAUGACAGCGAGGCUGAAGAUGAGGACGAAUAUUCCUCAGACGAAGAAGAUGAAGUCCCCACCAAAUAUAUUAAUGCCUCAUAUGUGGAUGGAUACUGGUGCCCAAGUAGCUUCAUUGUUGCUCAGGGACCUAUGCCUGACACAGUUGCUGACUUUCUGCACAUGCUUUACCAGAAGAAGGUUAAAACUGUGUUCAUGCUCUCUGAUUGCACUGAGAAUGACCAGGAGAUGUGCGCCCAGUAUUGGGAUGAUGAGAAGAAAACAUUUGGGGAGAUGGUGGUGGAGGUCAAAGAGACUGAAAACUUCCCUACAUACAUCAGACGGUGCCUAGAAAUACAGCACACAAAGAGGAAAGACAGCCACACAUUGCAGCAGUACCAAUUCCUGAAAUGGGUGGGUCAUGAGAUCCCACCCAAGCCUCUCGACUUGGUUGACAUGAUGAAGAGUGCCAGACAGAGCAGUGUUAACAGCAGCAAAAACAACAAUUUGCCCAUUGUAGCCCACUGCAAUGAUGGCUCCUCACGUUCUGGAAUCUUCUGCGCCUUGUGGAAGCUUCUGGACAGUGCGGACACAGAGAAACUGGUGGACAUCUUCCAGGUGGCCAAGGACUUGCGCAAGGCUCGUCUAGGGAUGAUCAACACCCUCGAGCAGUACGAGUUCCUAUAUGCCGCCCUGGAGGCAGCGUACCCCGUGCAGAACGGCGAGGUGAAGAAGCCCAGUGAAGCCCCUGCUGACUCUGUGCAGAUUAUUAACGAAUCAACAGCACUGAUCCCAACGAAUCCCAGCACAGACGCUGAGCACCAAGAGAGCACCAAAGAGAAACCAAGCGAAGAGAGCACCAAAGAGAAACCAAGCGAAGAGCGCACCAAGGAAGGCACUGACUCAGCAUCGCCUGAAGAGGGAGUCACUGAGUCCAGCAGCGAGAUAGAGAAAGCCCUCAGUGAAAACACCACUAAUGGUCCCACUGCUACUGUAGAGAAAACAUGGGGGAAAACUAAUGACCAGCUCUGAAUCUGCGAGAAACAACAUCCCUCUCUUCUGAAUCUGUGAGAAACAACAACCCAUUGCUUUAGUGUUAUUAUUAUUAUUAUUAUUAUUAUUAUUAUUUCAAAGUGUACCUUUCUAGUGGUGUAUUUUAGUGCAAGAUGCUAAGACUUCAGGAGGACCAGUUAUAUGCAUUUAGUCCCACAUCUCAACACAUUCUGUAUUUAAAUCCAUCAUACCAUCUUGUCAUGAAUCUAUGCUUUGAAAUUUCCAGAACUCCAAAAAAAACCCUCCAGAAUUAGCUUUUAGUCCUGUCUUUUUUUUUUUUUCCUUUUUAAACUGCAUGCAUGAAUGUAAUGUAAAUGGAAAGUUUGCUCAUAUUCACUGUAUAUCUAUAUAUAUCUAGAAGUAUUUUGUUAAGAAAUCUAAGUUAUGAAGUGCCGAAUGUAUAAAAGGGCAAAGAUAUGUUAUGCAAAGAUUACUUUGCACCACACUUUUGUCUUCAAACUAUCUGAUUGGUAUUGAUUUUUACUAUUAGUUUAAUAUCUUAUAUAAUUAUGGCUAUAUCCUUUGUUGUUUUGUAAUUGGAAAAAUAAUGAAUAAAGGUUUUAAAUAUGUCA
This is a messenger RNA of Ictalurus furcatus (blue catfish), 6001 nucleotides long. RefSeq names its product protein tyrosine phosphatase receptor type C (gene ptprc). Gene Ontology annotation, molecular function: protein binding; protein tyrosine phosphatase activity. The record is from RefSeq and is a predicted model, not a curated record. The coding region runs from base 243 to 5408 and encodes 1721 amino acids. The transcript is spliced from 52 exons. Lineage: Eukaryota; Metazoa; Chordata; Actinopteri; Siluriformes; Ictaluridae. Gene Ontology annotation, biological process: T cell receptor signaling pathway; positive regulation of peptidyl-tyrosine phosphorylation; negative regulation of protein kinase activity.